GCUGGAGGCCGCGCCCCCUUCCCAGAGUGCACCGCAGCCGCUGCAUUCAGGAACCGCUUUAGCCUCGGCCCCGGCCGGGCGGGGAAGACAGUCUGGUGUGGUCUGGCCAUGGAUGGGCUCCAGGCCAGUGCAGGGCCGUUGAGGCGCGGGCGGCCGAGGCGCCGGCGCAAGCCCCAGCCACACAGCGGGUCGGUCCUGGCCUUGCCCUUGAGGCCCAGGAAGAUACGAAAGCAGCUGAGAAGUGUUGUACCCCGCAUGGCAGCGCUGAGGACGCAGACGCUGCCUAGCGAGGACUCGGAGGACUCGAGGGUGGAGUCGACGGCCGACGACCUGGGGGACGCGCUACCCGGUGGGGCGGCGGUGGCGGCCGUCCCGGACGCAGCCCGGCGAGAGCCAUACGGCCACCUGGGGCCCGCAGAGCUGCUGGAGGCCUCGCCCGCCGCGCGGUCUCUGCAGACCCCGCCGGCGCGCCUGGUGCCCGCUUCCGCGCCGCCCGCGCGCCUGGUGGAGGUGCCCGCCGCGCCGGCCCGGGUAGUGGAGACCUCGGCCCUGCUGUGCACCGCGCAGCACUUGGCGGCCGCCCAGUCGUCCGGGGCCCCUGCGACGGCGUCGCAGGUGGAUAACACGGGUGGGGAGCCGGCCUGGGACUCCCCGCUGCGGCGCGUCUUGGCCGAGCUGAACCGCAUCCCCAGCAGCCGGCGGCGAGCGGCCCGCCUCUUUGAGUGGCUCAUCGCGCCCAUGCCGCCAGAUCACUUCUACCGGCGCCUAUGGGAGCGCGAGGCGGUGCUGGUGCGGCGGCAGGACCACACCUACUACCAGGGACUUUUCUCUACCGCCGACCUGGACUCGAUGCUGCGCAACGAGGAGGUGCAGUUCGGCCAGCACUUGGACGCCGCUCGCUACAUCAACGGGCGACGCGAGACCCUGAACCCACCCGGCCGCGCGCUGCCCGCCGCCGCGUGGUCCCUGUACCAGGCCGGCUGCUCCCUGCGCCUCCUCUGUCCGCAGGCUUUCUCUACCACUGUGUGGCAGUUUUUGGCUGUGCUUCAAGAGCAGUUUGGAAGCAUGGCAGGCUCCAACGUUUACCUCACGCCCCCUAACUCGCAGGGCUUUGCCCCCCACUACGACGACAUCGAGGCCUUCGUGCUGCAGCUGGAAGGUAGGAAACUCUGGCGUGUAUACCGACCCCGAGUCCCAGCCGAGGAACUGGCUCUGACAUCCAGCCCCAACUUCAGUCAGGACGACCUUGGUGAGCCGGUGCUGCAGACCGUGCUGGAACCUGGAGAUUUGCUGUAUUUUCCUCGGGGAUUCAUUCACCAAGCUGAAUGCCAGGAUGGAGUCCACUCUCUGCACCUCACCUUGUCCACGUACCAGCGCAAUACCUGGGGUGACUUCUUAGAGGCCAUACUGCCUCUGGCAGUGCAGGCUGCAAUGGAAGAAAAUGUGGAGUUUCGGAGGGGUCUGCCCCGAGACUUCAUGGAUUACAUGGGGGCCCAGCAUUCAGAUUCUAAGGAUCCGCGAAGAACCGCUUUCAUGGAGAAGGUGCGGGUCUUGGUUGCCCGCCUGGGACACUUUGCUCCUGUUGAUGCUGUGGCCGACCAGCGAGCCAAAGACUUCAUCCACGAUUCUCUGCCCCCUGUUUUGACUGAUAGGGAGAGGGCACUAAGUGUUUACGGGCUUCCAAUUCGCUGGGAGGCUGGAGAACCUGUAAACGUGGGGGCCCAGUUGACAACAGAAACAGAAGUCCACAUGCUUCAGGAUGGGAUAGCUCGGCUGGUGGGUGAGGGGGGCCAUUUGUUUCUCUAUUACACAGUGGAAAACUCCCGUGUGUAUCAUCUGGAAGAACCCAAGUGCUUGGAAAUAUACCCCCACCAAGCUGAUGCCAUGGAACUGUUGCUUCGUUCUUACCCAGAGUUUGUGAGAGUGGGGGAUCUGCCCUGUGACAGUGUGGAGGACCAGCUUUCCUUGGCAACCAUGUUGUAUGAUAAGGGGCUGCUGCUCACCAAGAUGCCUCUAGCCCUAAAUUAGUUUCUUGUUGAUUGCUGGAAACAAGGCAGUAGUGAUUCUCCUCUGCCACUGCUACCUUUUUUUUUUUUCUUAAACUCAUGUUCUUACCUUGAUAACCAUCAGUGUGCUCACAUUUACCUUUAUCACUGCUUCAGUGUCACAAACCUCGGAAGGUCUUCUAGGAAGAACCAUCUCAUCUAGGUACAAAAGGAAAAGGAGAAGUUGGAGGUGGAAAAAAAACCUUGAUCCGUGAUCAUUUCAGAGCACCAAUUUCAUCACCUUCAGGCUUCAGUGUACUGGGUAGCACUGACCAUGUCAUUCUGCUUGAGACAGACAUUAGAUAUUUUUUGGAAUUUGGAUCUUUCAUCUGAGUUCUUUUUCAUCAGUUUGGGGGGCGGGUCGGGUUGGAAGAAACUUCCCCAAAUCUGACAAGUGAAUAUUCUCAUGGUUGGUGGAAAAGUGCCUGAUGUACCAGAAAGAGCACUGGACUUGGAACCAGAAGACCUGGGUUUGGGGUGGUAGCUGGUAGGCAACUGGCUGAGUGACCUGAGGCUGCUGCUACGCUCGGGCACACAGAUUUUAGUGAAGAAUGAUGAACUUGUGAAAGUUCAGAUUUGGAUUCUGAAGUUCUGAGGUGGAGUCCAAGAGUGUGCAGUCAGCUUCUGGGGUAGUGUUUGUUAGAUAUAGUUUUUUUGUUUAUUUAUGUAUGUUUAAGACAGGUCCUCACUCUGUCACCCAAGCUGGAGUGCGGUGGCACAGUCAUGGCUCACUGCAGCCUUGCCUCCCAGGCUCAAGCAAUCCUCCUGCCUCAGCGUCCCCAGUAGCUGGGACCACAGGUGCGCACCACCAUGCCUGGCUAAUGUUUUAAAACUGUUUUUAGUAGAGACAGGGUCUUACUAUGUUGUCCAGGCUGGUUUCAAACUCCUGGACUCAAGCGAUCUUCCUGCCUUGGCCCCCAGAAAUGCUGGGACUGCGCCUGGAGUAGAUAUGGGUAACGAACCUUUUACAUCAGACUCUUGUGUCCUACUCCCAGAAUGUUGAUUCAGUGGGCUGCAAGUGAGGCCUAGAAAUCUGCAUUUUCACAAGCUCUCAGGUUUAAUACACAUUACAUUUAAAGAAAGCACAGCCCAAAGGGUGUCAGUGGGGUGUAUGAAGGAAGCCUGGUUAGGGGGGAGAGUGGGAUUAGGGAACAGCUGCUUAACCUGGCUUGUUUCAAAUCCCCCUUUCUCCCUUUUUGCCCUCAAAAAGUUCCUCAUUUUUUCCCCUCUACUUUCUAACUUCUCGCCAUGCACUCACACAGCUAUACGGCUAUCUCCAGAGAUUACUCUGGAAACUCUGCUAUAAAGAUGACCUGGUCUAAUGCCUUGAUUUGUUUUUUGUUUGUUUGUUUGUUUUUUUGAGACAGGGUCUCACUCUCCUGGAGUACAGUGGCACAAUCAUGGCUCACUGCAGCCUUGACCUCCUGGGCUCAAGCAAUCCUCCCACAUAGCUGGGAGUAUAGGCACGUAGCACCACUCUCGGUUAAAUUUUUUUUGUUGUUUUUUUGUAGAGAUAGAGUCUCACUAUGUUGCUCAGGCUGGUCUUGAACUCCUGGACUCAAACGAUCCUCCCACCUUGGCCUCCCAAAAUGCUGGGAAUACAGGCAUGAGCCACUGCACCAGGCCUAAUGUCCUGAUUUUAUAAAUCCCAAAACUGGGGCCCAGAGAGAAGAGACAUCAUUAAGAUCACCAUACUUGUUGGUAUCUGAAGUAGUACUGACCCUUUUGACACCUAAUCCAAAGUUUUUUCAGCUACCUCAGGUUGCCUCUCAUCUUCCAGCUGACACCAUCCAGCACCUUUCAGAUACUGGCAAAGGAGCAGUGUUUCAAAAUUACUUUCCAAAUGGCCUCCUACAAGGCAGUCCUCAGAGAGAAGCAAGGUUCUGCAUCUUAAGCCUUCCUUGGUUUCUUAGGUUCCAAAGCUGUUUCUAUCAGUCUCCAAGCAACCAACUCUUUAGAAUUCCAUGAGUCUACUCAGAGAACUUGUGGGUUCAGUCGGGGGUAUCUUCAACCAUUUAUUAAAUUUCCUUUUUUGUAAACUGA
Molecule: messenger RNA, 4088 nt
Organism: Pongo pygmaeus (Bornean orangutan)
Lineage: Eukaryota; Metazoa; Chordata; Mammalia; Primates; Hominidae
Gene: RIOX1
Product: ribosomal oxygenase 1
Exons: 4
Coding region: 109-2028 (639 amino acids)
Cellular component (GO): nucleolus
Molecular function (GO): histone H3K36 demethylase activity; histone H3K4 demethylase activity
Source: RefSeq, a predicted model, not a curated record